AUGGAAUUAUUAAAUUCUUUACUGUUAUUAUUUUUAAUUUAUUUAAUUCAUUCAUUUUAUAUUAAAAAUAAAAGAAUUCAUAAAAAUGAAGCAAAAGGUCCAAUUGGGUUCCCAUUAAUUGGUAAUAUGAUUCAAAUUGGUAAAACAAAGCCACAUAUUGAAUUAAUGAAACUUGAAAAAAUUUAUAAUCAAAGAAUUUUAAAAAUUUGGCUUGGAGAUUAUUAUUCAGUUUUCUUAUCAGAUAUUGAUUUAAUAAAAGAUAUUUUCAUAAAUAAAUUUGAAAAUUUUUCAUCAAGACCAAAAUCUCCAUUAACUAGACUUGGUACAAAUGAUUUUAGAGGUAUUAAUGGUUCAUCAGGUGAAACAUGGUUUAAAAAUAAAAAUAUUAUUGUAAAUGCAAUGAAAAGAGCAAAUACAAAAACGAUCUAUACUUUAUUGGAUAAUCAAGUAAAUGAUUUAAUAAAAGAAAUUUCAAAAUUUGAAUCACAAAAUAAAUCAUUUAAUCCAAAAUAUUAUUUUAGAAAGUUUGUUUUAUCAACAAUGUUUAAAUAUAUUUUUAAUGAAGAUGUACCAUAUGAUGAAAAUUUGGAAAAUGGUAAAUUAUCAGAAUUAACAAUGGAAAUGGAAAAUAUUUUUAAAACUUUAAAAGUUGGGAAAUUAGCUAAUAGUAUAGAAAUUUUAGAAACUCCAUAUUAUUACUAUUUACAAAAAACUGAUAAAGUAUUUAAAAAUAUUAAAAAAUUGAUUAUUGAAAAGUAUAAGAAUCACAAUUUAUCUAUAAAUCCUGAAAAACCAAGAGAUCUUUUAGAUAUUUUAAUUAAUGAAUAUGGUACCACUGAUGAUGAUGUUUUAAAUAUUACUCAAGUAACUUUGGAUAUGUUUAUGGCAGGAACAGAUACAACUGCCAAUACUUUAGAAUGGAUAAUCAUUAAACUUUGCAAUAGUCCAAUUCAUCAAGAAAUAGCAUAUAAUGAAUUAAAAAAGGUAGUAUCUUCAAAAGUGAUAAUUGAUGAUUCAAUUAAAAGGGAAAUAACAUUAUCAGAUAGACCAAAUACACCAUAUAUUCAAGCAAUCAUUAAAGAAACCAUGAGAAUGCAUCCUGUUGUUGUAUUUGGUUUACCAAGAUAUUGUGAAAAUGAUAUAUUUAUUGGUGAUGAAAAUUAUUUCAUUCCAAAAGGAUGUAAAGUUUUCAUUAAUUUUCAUUCAAUUGGGUAUAAUGAAAAAUAUUUUAAAGAUCCAUAUAAAUUUGAACCAAAUAGAUUUUUAGAAAAUUCAAAUAAUUCAAUGGAUUCUUUUUUUCCAUUUGGUUUAGGUAAUAGAGUUUGUUUGGGUAGACAAUUAGCAAAUGAUCAACUUUAUUUGGUAAUUGCAAAUUUAAUUUUAAAAUAUAAAUUAAAAACAAUUGAUGAAAAUAAAAUUAAUGAAGAUGGUAUUUUUGGUUUAACUGUUAGUCCAAAUAAAUAUAAAAUUAAUUUAGAAUCAAGAUAA
Dictyostelium discoideum AX4 is the source of this 1488-nucleotide messenger RNA. It is a transcript of the gene CYP508C1, whose product is annotated as cytochrome P450 family protein. The transcript has 5 exons. The record is from RefSeq and is a predicted model, not a curated record. NCBI's taxonomy places the organism in Eukaryota, Evosea, Eumycetozoa, Dictyosteliales, Dictyosteliaceae. The coding region runs from base 1 to 1488 and encodes 495 amino acids.